This is a messenger RNA of Dufourea novaeangliae, 1392 nucleotides long. It is a transcript of the gene DEF8, whose product is annotated as differentially expressed in FDCP 8 homolog. The coding region runs from base 1 to 1392 and encodes 463 amino acids. The transcript is spliced from 6 exons. Lineage: Eukaryota; Metazoa; Arthropoda; Insecta; Hymenoptera; Halictidae. The record is from RefSeq and is a predicted model, not a curated record.
AUGAUAGAUAUUAAAGAUAGUGUAAAUGAUAUACACGAUGUUAAUUAUGAGUCAAAGAUACGAACUGACAGUUCUGGAACAGUACCAUCAACACCUUCAUCAUCAUCCGAUUAUAUGACAGGUGAAGCAGAUGACAGUUCAGAUAGUAAAAGUGCCGUACCCUUUAGUCUAAAGUCUGUGGAAACUAUACUCUCAUUAUCUAAGGCUACAUGUGAAGAAGAUCUUAAAGAAAUGGUACAAAAAUGUAAGCAAAUGGUAUUAGAAAGUGCAGAAUGCUCUGAUGAAAGAAAGUGGCUUGUUCGACGUUUAAUUGAAUUGCGUUUGAGAGUACAGGAGUUAAGAGAAACAUCAGAAGAAAAUUUACUUGAGACACAGGUAAUUUUAGGACAUCACUUAGUGCCACAAAAAUACCAUAUAACAACCUCUGGACCCGUAUACUGUGAUCACUGUAGUGGGGCCAUUUGGACCAUGCUUCAAUCAUGGUAUAUGUGCAGUGAUUGCAAAUUCUGCUGCCAUUGGAAAUGUUUGAACAGCAUAUGUAGAGUAUGUGUUCACAUUGUUGCCAGCGAAGCAGGUGGUUAUAUCUACACAAAAGAUAUUUGUCCCGAACAAGGUCUGUCAGAUCAAGGGUAUCGAUGUGCAGAGUGCAAAGUGAAAAUAACCUUCAAAUCAGCAUGGAUAGAGCCACGACUUUGUGACUACAGUGGAUUAUAUUACUGCCAAAGAUGUCAUUGGAAUACUACAAUGGUAAUUCCUGCAAGAGUAAUAAGAAAUUGGGACAUGGAACCACGAUUAGUGUCUCGGGUCGCAACACAACUUUUAACUCUUUUAGAGGAUCGUUCGGUUUUACCCUUGGAAGAAUUAAACCCGAAAUUGUUCACUUUAGUUCCAGACCUAUCCUUAGUAAAGAAAUUACGGGAAGAGAUGCAGAUGAUGAAACGUUACUUGGUUCUAUGUUCGGAUGCAAACAGUCAGGGACUACCAUGGAAACUCGGAAUACGUACUCACAUGAUCGAAAACUCAGGAAAUUAUUCCAUCAAAGAUCUUAUUGAUCUCAAUAAUGGAACUCUUCUAGAAGAAAUUCGCGCUGCAUACGACAUUAUGCGCGCUCAUAUUACAGAGCAGUGUCAGUUGUGCAAAGCAAGAGGGCACUUGUGUGAAUUGUGCGGCAACGAUGAAAUUAUAUACCCGUGGGACGCAAGUGCCAUCACUUGCUAUCAGUGUGCAGCUGUUCAUCACCGUGUCUGUUGGUCGAAACGAAAUCAUUGCUGUCCGCGAUGUGCGAGACUUCAAAAGCGUCGUGCCAUGCAGGAUCAACAAACUUCGGAUACAGACGACUGUAUCACAGAAGAAACAUUAAACACAUGUGAACACCUAAGCGAUACAAUAUAA